Messenger RNA from Lacerta agilis (Sand lizard), 1472 nucleotides. RefSeq lists its product as uncharacterized. Lineage: Eukaryota; Metazoa; Chordata; Lepidosauria; Squamata; Lacertidae. The record is from RefSeq and is a predicted model, not a curated record. The transcript is spliced from 3 exons. Bases 299 to 1450 code for a protein of 383 amino acids.
GAUAAAACAGUUUGGCAUGGGAAGGAUGGAGGACAGAGAUGACACCAGGUGAGCAAAUUUGUUACCGUGCCCUUAGCCUUUCAGGGCACUACAUUUCCCAGAGCUUCUUGGGAAGGGGGCGAAGUGGCACCAAAGGCCAGGAAUAAGGAUGACCCUUGAAGCAAACGCAGCCUGUCAACCACUGUUGAAAUACCAAUAAGCCAAUCUUUGUCCAAUAGGCCUUCUCUCUGGUCCUGGUGAACUGGUUGUGACAGCUGAGCAGGUGAAAAACACCAUCACGUCACCCUGUUGCGAGGGCAUGGCUGCAUUGCAUGACCACGGCGCAUACUGCAUACCAGAAGGAGGACAUGCCCUGAAGAGGCUUGUGAGGGAGUUGCAGGACACAGCCCACCGCCAGAGCGAGCGCCUUCUUAGCCUGCAGGGAGCGGUGGAAGCCAACCAGAAGGAACACCAAGAGCUGAAGGAGAGCACGGACGGCGAGAACUGGGCUCUCCUUUCCCGCCUCGGAGAGCGCGUCUCGCAGCUGGAGGAAGAGAACCGGAACCUACGCUGGGAGCGGGAGCAGCUGGAGUCCGCAGGGCGCCGCAUGCGCAAGGAGCUGGAUGCCAGCGGCGCCACCGUCCUCUCGCUGAGCAGGCAGCUGAGGGGGCAGCGCGAGGCCCAGGCGCACCACGGGGCCUUCUCUCUCGAGAGCGUCAAGGGCGACGGCAAGCGGCUGAGGUUCUACACGGGCUUCGACGGGUAUCCCCGCUUGGCGGCCUUCCUGGACUUCCUCCUCGAGGGCAAGCAGGGGGAGUUGGGGAGCCCGGAAGGCAGCCCCCACAGCGCCCUCAGCCCCGACAACCAGCUCUUCCUGGUGCUCGUCCGCCUGCGCCUGGGCCUGCUGCUUCAGGACUUGGCCUUCCGGUUCCACAUCUCCGAAUCCACGGCCUCCCGCUACUGGGCCAGCUGGACGGAGCUCAUGGAGCGGAGGUUGAGACAAAUCCCAGUCGCCUGCAGCCAGCGCUACAUAGAUGCUUUCAAGCCACAGCAGCCACUCAGGCACCAUGACGUGCCGCUGGUGGCUCUGGACUGCGCAGAACUGUUGUUCGAAGCCCAGGGGCGGUCAAGAGGCAGAGGAGGAGAUGCCCCUCAGGUUCCCAGGGCUCGGUACUCUGUGCACGGCUAUGCUCUGGCUGCUCCCAGCGGCUUCCUGACGUUCAGUGCCGGGACUGGCAAAGAAUUGCCUGUGUUGCCGCCGUUCCUGCAGGCAGGGCCUGUGGAGCUGACAGCCCAGCAGGAGGCGGCCAAGAGGCAAGUGCUGAGCUUGCGGAGCCUGACGGACAAGGCUUUUGGCUACCGCUUCCUGCGUGUUGUCCACCCGCAGAACAUGGAGGGCCAAGUGGGCAGGGCGUGGACCAUUUCUUGCUACCUGGCUUGCCUGCUGCACGACCCCAUGGGGCUAGGCUAGGGCAAAGGAGUCCUGCGCCCCC